Messenger RNA from Caenorhabditis auriculariae, 4216 nucleotides. The record is from the annotation of a GenBank genome assembly. NCBI's taxonomy places the organism in Eukaryota, Metazoa, Nematoda, Chromadorea, Rhabditida, Rhabditidae.
AUGUCCGCGGAAUGGCGCGACGAAGGCCCGCGGGCGUCAAGUGCCGCCGAGCCGGCCUCCGUCUUCAUUUGUCAUUUCUCGCGCUUCGGCUUGCACGUGUGUGUCUCAGUGGCUGAAUAUGUCAUUGGACGGCAGAGAUUCCAGCUGGUAAUGUAAUGACUCGUCGGCCUUUCGAGUUCCCAAAAGGGGACGCCGAUAUUUCGAGACACGCGAGUGACGCAUUACUAACAUUCUAAAAAAAGUGUCAAGGGCUGAGUUUUUUUGGAAACAAAGGUAAUCGCCUUGUGGGCUCCCGCAUUUAUUAGGGCAUGAACAGUCAAAAAAAGAAGCUGGUAAAUAAUUUCUACCUUAUUUCACUCUUCUUCUAAGCUUUCAUCAAACACUCUUUGAUCUACCAAAUGAGAAUCCCUAUUCGCUAAAUCCUUAAUUUUUUCAAAUUAAACUGAAAAAACCCUCCUGAGAUUGAACAGGAAACCUAUAGCCCGUUCACGGCUGGCUUGGGACAGCGAACGGGCGGUUUUACUUGCGCGGCGAUGGUAGAUCAUGGCGGUCACGGUGUUCCGCGCAAUGAAAAAAAAUGCGAAAUUUUGGGUCCCAGCGGCAUAUUAUCCGUGGCGCAUUAUUGCGCCCUUCUCAUCGUUUCUGAUGCAAAAAAUUGAAUUUCUUCACUUUUUUUCAUUGGUUUUUUUACUUUUUUUCUAUUUCUUGCAUUUAUGUGAUCCGCCUCUCUAUGGGUACAUCUUGUGGAGCUUUAAAUUGCGCAUUUUUUUCUAAACCGGUUUCAGAUCUUUAACUUUUUUUCUCAAAAAGAGCUGAAGAUUUUUUUCUAAAAGUCCUAAUUUUUUUCAAAAAUUUUGAAAUCUGUUUCGCGACAUGAAAAAUAAUCGCUCUAUUUCGGAAACUAUAGUUUUUUUAAUUUAAUCAGUUAAUAAUAAAAAAAGUUAUUAUCUAGUUCCUUUGACGUAGUUUAAAAACCGGUUUCGCGUAAAUUAGAGCCAAAUUGAAUUUGCUGAUGCAGUUUAAUGAUUUUGAUAUAUGCAUCAUCUAAAUUAUAUAUUUUUUUCUAGUUUUUUUGAUGGUUUUUUUCGGAUUUAAACAAAAAAAUUUCGCCAUACGAGGUUUUCUUUCUAAAAUUUCUGCUUUCUAUCCAUUAUAUGUUUUUUUCUGAAACUAGGUUUUCGAGGUAUAUAAAAUGUUUUUCAUUUGCUCCUCGAAAUUUUCCUCAUUUCAAUAUUUUUUUCGUAUUUAUAAAUGCUUAUUCAAUGGGAGCUGAUUCAUUUUUCAUAAUAUUUUUUUGUUUUUUUAUUUUGUAAUCAGUAAUUUAGAGUUUUCCCUUUUCGAAAUCGUUCCUAAAUGUUUUUUUAACGUAAGUGAAUGUUUUUUCACAUCAUAUUCUUCAAAAUGACAAAUUUCGAACAUUUCAGGAGCUAUUAUCCUGAAAUCGCAAAUUCUAAAAUUGAAAAAAAGUAUUUUGAGUAUGCGAUAGGGCGUCUCGGUGUGCUUACACUCUAAGCAUCAUUAUUUACGAAAAGUCUUGACCUAGCGUAAUAAAAAAAACACCGUGCGGUCAGAUAUGCGCCUUUAAUAAGAGCCUCAUUUGGUGAAUUAUUUCUGUUUCUAUUAGAUUAUUUUAUGUUUACAUUCAUUUCAUUAGUUUUUGGAUUUUCUUAAAUCGACGAAUAAUAAAAGAAAAAUAAAUAAGUCAUAAAAGGGGACUUUGAUGGAAGGCGCAUGGAUAGUCGCCAUGAUCUACCUUCGCCGCGAAAAUCAUGGAGACUAUCAAUGCGCCUUCCACAAAAUGCUGAUUUUAUGACUUAUUUCUUUUUAUUUUGUAUUCCGUUGAUUGAAAGAAAAUCUGAAAACUAAUGAAAUUAAUGUAAACGAAAAAGUACAUUCAAUUGAAACAAAAGUAAUUUAUCAAAGGAGGCUCUUAUUGAAGGCUCAUGUAUGGCCGCCAUGAUCUACCAUCGCCGCGCAAGUUAAACCGCCCGUUCGCUGUCCCAAGCCAGCCGUGAACGGGCUAUAUACAGAACCUGGCUUCCCGACAAUUUUCGAGUUUUUGCCUUGACGCGGCAUUUUUAAAAAUCAGCUUCAAAAAAAGUGUGGGUAUAAUUGAUUCACGGCUGGCUUGAGCCAUCGAAAAAAGGGUCCUGACACGAUAAUGCCCGAGAUAGUGACUGGCUCGUGGAGAGCGCAGACAGGCCACGCCCUCUCAGCGUCCCAAGUUAACUGUGAAUCAGCUUUACUAGCCUUUAAAAAAGUUAACUGGGACUCAGCUAAACUAGCAUUUUUAAAAAGGUUGUAAAAACUCCCGGGUAUGCAAUAAGUUUUCAGGAUUCAAAACAAUUACUCUUCCGAUUAAAAUUUUUUAAACUUCAAAUUCAUGACUUACACACUGAGAAAAAUGAUAUAGAAUAAGAACCGACUUCCAUUCUAACUCCAAAACAAACUCAAAAGAAGAAAAAUUGAUUUUAAAAAUCUGACCUCGACUUACAUAGUCGCUUUGUUGCUGACUUUUUGCUGCUCGCAAGGUACCUGAAAUUUUCUAAAUUUAUAAUUACAGUUCAAGAAAUGGAUCAUCCGAGAAAAUGAAAAAAAUACACCUACUUCUGAAUAUUGAUGAAAGAAAGUCGGCGUGUAAGAAAAAGAAAGAACACUCUGUCAUGGGACGCAUAAAGAUCGCCAAAAUCUUUUUCGGACCUGCACUAUUUCGUCGCUUUCUCGCAGCUAGAUAACGACGAAAAGGUGUGUGUCAGAGAACGACUUGGGGCGAUCUUUAGGCGCUCCCUCCCUCGAGAUCUCCAGCUGGAAGGAAUUUUAAAAAAUUUGAAAAUCGGACUUUUAUCACUCUUUGCAAGUUCGCUCCAGUGAUAAAAACUACCUACAGUAAACCUCGGGCGCGCGCGAGUUCGAUUUUUUCACUUUUUGAUUUAUUUUCAUCAAUUUCAUUAUUUUAAUUUUUGCUCGCUUAUGAAUCAACUUUUGAUAGACGGUGUUUAUUCUUUACGCCUUCCGAGGCUUUUUCUUUCAUUUUGUUUCACUUACGGUUCGAAGGUUGCAGCGAUGAUAAUGAAAGUAAUAAGGUUUAUUAGUUCCAUUCGCAGCCGCACUCCCAGUCAGAGAGCCAAACUUCCUCAAUAUUCGCUCUAGAUGGUCUUUGAGUUUCAAAAAAACCUUGCGUCGUAAAACUUAAUUUUCUGAAACGGGAGAAACCAACUUAGAGUUUUUUUUUUUGAGUUAAGUCAUAGAAAGUUUUCUCAAAUCAAAUUAGCGAUUUUAUUGUUCGAAAAUUAAUCUUCUAGUCUGUAAACAUAUUUCCGUGAAAAAUUUUCAAUGUAUAAGAAGUUGCAGACUAUGUCCUGGAUCCGACUUUGCUGGCCGUUCAGCAUCACAUGCGAUCUUGCCCACUGCCACAACCGCCUCGGUACGAAGAUGCCCUCAAACAAACCGCCGGACCUCCAAAGUACCAGCCCUCGGACAUGUACGUCUUCUGACAGUUAAUGUAUUUCUUGAUUUUUCACUUUUUAAAGAUUUUUGAAACAAACAGGUUUAUUUUCAUAAAAGUUUUUGAUUCGAAGCCUUUCAGAAUAAGAAAGUAUGGUUUUCAUUUUGGAGAAGAAAGCUAAAGAGCAAUUUCUUUUUCAAAUCAAUGAUUUUCUACCCUUCGUUGGAAAAAUGUUUCUUUUUUAUUUUAACGAAAGAAGAUUAUCAACUUCUACUUGUGGUUACUUCAACUAACAUGUUUAAUGUGUGUUGAUUUAUCAAAAAAUCAUAAUAAAACGAAAUUUCCCAUUAUUCUUUUGACUUCAGUUUUUUUUUUCAAUGAAAAUAGCUGCUAACCGUAGCAUCGCUUUCGAACCAAAUAGCUCCUUUCACUGUGAAUGAAAACAUUUCGAAACGCAAUUUGUUAUUGAAGGCAUUGAAGGGCUGCUCAUUAAAAUGCAAUGCGUCUUGGAUAUGCUCACGUUGAUAUGUAUAAUUAGCAAUUGCUCGGCACUGUCAAUCUUCCUUCCAAUUAUUAACAAGAUGCAGAAGCACAACGCCGUCGCUGUCGAUAGAGCUGCCGACGAGUGACGCGUCGACGGCGCGACUGGAAGACUCGCGAUUCGUUCGCGGCAACGCUCCCAGCAACGUUCGCAGGACUCUUUCCGAUCCUUGUGGUAUCGGUAUGGAAUCAUCAGAGGAAGAUGACGCCUCUUUGCAGACUUCUCGUUAA